Messenger RNA from Morchella importuna, 1116 nucleotides. RefSeq lists its product as uncharacterized. The coding region runs from base 1 to 1116 and encodes 371 amino acids. Gene Ontology annotation, molecular function: protein-lysine-acetyltransferase activity. The record is from RefSeq and is a predicted model, not a curated record. Lineage: Eukaryota; Fungi; Ascomycota; Pezizomycetes; Pezizales; Morchellaceae. Gene Ontology annotation, cellular component: chromatin; nucleus. Gene Ontology annotation, biological process: mitotic sister chromatid cohesion. The transcript is spliced from 2 exons.
AUGUCCGAUCCGACCACAAAACGCCGUCUCCCCAAAGCAACCUACUCCCGCAAGGCGCCCACCUCCUACCCCACCAAGCGCCGCCGCCUCACCUCCACCAGCCCACCACCAUCCUCCUCCCUCCCACCAACCUCAGAUGCAGAAGAAGAUGCCCCCAUACAACCCUCACUGCCAUCGUCCCCCUCGCCGCUGCCCUCAUCUCCUCCACCCAGGAGGUCGGCAUUCACCUUCCUAACCCGCACCACCCAGACCCCACGGGCCCCCGCAAAACACAAGAAGCGCCCGCAAGCCCCACCGCAGCCAAAGCUCACUCAGUCCAUCAUCGACCUCGGGCAGGCGCUGCGCAUCACCUGCCGCACAUGCAGGAUGUCCUACCACCCCAGCACGCCCGACGACGAAGCAUUGCACAAGCGCUUCCACGCCAAGUCUGUCGGCGGCGUCGACUUCCCUUAUACUAACAAGAGCGGGAAGACCGUCUGGCGCGGUGACGGCGAGGAGGACGUAAAGGUUCUGCUUGUGGACCGAAAGAGCGCGCCGGCUGAGAAGAGGAAGGUCAGGGAGGUGGUGGAGGUGGUGGACGCCGAGCUGGGGGCCGCUGAGAUUGCGGACACGGUGCUGUGGCAGGAGGAUGGUGAUGGCGGGGAUAGGUUUCGGGUGUAUGUCUAUGUGCAUGGGAAGAAGUGCGUGGGUUUGCUUUUGGUCGAGAGGAUCAAGAGGGCUUAUUAUGUCCUUGAUGAGCCUACCGCCGUCGCCGCCACUGCUACGAAGCAAUUAGAGCAGAAGGAGCUGGAGGGGAAAGAAGGCGAGGGCAAGGCUAAGGGCAACGAUAGUAAGCCCCCCUCGGCGAUUUCUACUUCUGCCUCUUCGUCGGUCUCGAUCUCGUCCACGCCGCAGAAGGCACUCAUGGGCGUGGCCCGCAUCUGGACGUGCUCCUCUAGCAGGCGCAAGGGCAUUGCGCGAAGGCUGCUUGAGUGUGCUCGGAGCACAUUUAUAUACGGCAUGAGUGUCGAGAAGGGCCUGGUAGCCUUCAGCCAGCCGACUGAGAGUGGUGGUGCCUUGGCCAGAGGGUGGUUUGAGGGCGAGGAGGGAUGGAAGGUUUAUGUUGAGGAACCGUGA